Cylicocyclus nassatus is the source of this 545-nucleotide messenger RNA. NCBI's taxonomy places the organism in Eukaryota, Metazoa, Nematoda, Chromadorea, Rhabditida, Strongylidae. The record is from the annotation of a GenBank genome assembly.
UUGAGCCGAUGUUGAUUUUUCCUCUGCUGUGCAUCGUAGCUGCUGUGUGGGCGAAUUCCGAGUGUAUAUGGGCAAUCGGACGGUUAGUGUGUAACAGAGAACAGAAACGAGUUCUAAAUGCUGUCGUGGAAGUCUGGGAUAAGGAUGGACCACAAAGUAUUCGAGCUAUCGAUGCGCUUGAUCCUGAUGAUAAAGCUGGACUGACAGUUGUGGAUGCCGAAGAUGGCUUGUUCAAGGUAGAAGGAUGUGCUUCUGAUAUUGACUGGUUAGGACCACUUCACAUCAAUAGACCAGAGUUCUACUUCAAAGUCAGGCAUAUGUGCAAUUCAGAAAGAUUAGAGGAGAUGAUCGUAAUUCCACCAAAUAUGAAAGUAUUUGCGCCAAAAACAAUGGAUUAUUUCGUCGAUCACCCAAUAGUUCUUGAUCGGGAAUGACGAGGAUGUUCUGUAAAUAGGGAUUUAGUCUCUGCUUCAUACUUAAACUCUGUGCUAUGUAAAUAUGCUACUUAUUCAACGCGUCUUGAAAGCUACUUCAAUACUCAUCUU